GAAAUUAUUUGGCGCUGUGUUGAACAGAAAUUCCAUGGAACUUCACGGGGCGUUCGAAUCAAAGAGUUGGUUCGGUAACAAAUUUCAGAGUGGCGUCGUGUUUUUUUGAUAAUAAUAAAACUCAAAAAACAAACCAGAUUGCGAGAAUACGCGUCACUCAGCACCAGUCCGGCACGGCCAAAGGAAAUUGUAACGAGGUUUUCCGUAACGGCUGAAAACAAUAUAGUAUAUAUUAAAGAAAACAGAGAGAAAGAAUAUAUCAUUCACUCAUUCCCUCGCAAGUGAAAACGCCACAUAACCUUUGUUCUCUACGCUUCUUCUAGUAAAGAUGAUAGACUUUGCGCGCGUGCAGAAGGAGCUGGUGGAAUGCAGCAAGGACUCAGAGGGAUCGGGCAUCAAAGUGAGUCAGAAAAGCGAUGAUCUUGUUCAGUUAAUCGGCACCAUUCCGGGUCCUAUUGGAACUCCCUACGAUGGAGGCACUUUUCAGAUUGAUAUCACAUUGCCAGAGGGAUACCCGUUUGAACCCCCCAAGAUGCAGUUCAAGACCAAAGUUUGGCACCCUAAUAUCAGCAGCCAAAGUGGAGCUAUUUGCCUGGACAUCUUGAAAGACCAGUGGAGCCCGGCACUCACCCUGAAGACUGCACCUUCUGUGCAAGCACUUCUCUGCCCUCAGCCUGAUGAUCCCCAAGAUGCUGUGGUGGCACAGCAAUAUCUGAAAGACUAUCAGACAUUUGUUAGCACUGCCCGCUACUGGACUGAAAGUUUUGCCACAUCGACUCGUGGGAUUGAAGACAAGGUACAGAAACUUGUCGAGAUGGGAUUUCCUGAAGCUCAAGUAAGGAACAUUCUGGAAGCUGUUGGUGGUGAUGAAAACUUGGCUCUGGAAAGGUUGCUGUAGCACCAAGUUUGAAGUAUCUUCUAAAGCGUUCUGUCAUGGUCAAAUUUAGGUGAGAUGUCGCCAUAAGAUGAUGGAACCAUAUAGACAAAAAAGCUUAAUUAAAUAGAGUCGUAUAAAUCUGUACUUGACGUAUCGUAUAGUCCUUCUGUUUAACUUUGACUUCUUUUUUUCGUUGGAAACUUCGGUUCUCGACUACUUCUGAUGAUUAUAUCAUUAAUCAAUUACAUGCCUGUUGGCCAGUUUUUUGCAUCA
Messenger RNA from Vigna unguiculata (cowpea), 1150 nucleotides. RefSeq names its product ubiquitin-conjugating enzyme 27 (gene UBC27). Gene Ontology annotation, molecular function: protein binding. The record is from RefSeq and is a predicted model, not a curated record. NCBI's taxonomy places the organism in Eukaryota, Viridiplantae, Streptophyta, Magnoliopsida, Fabales, Fabaceae.